UGCCAUUGAAAUAGGUCUUUGAGGAAGUGUUCUAUAGACACAGUAACCUGCACAGUGACCUCAACAACUCGCUCGAUGGCUUGCUUUUGAAACUGCACAUAAGGAAAUUGCUAAUCAGCGCUUGAAUAUAGAGUGAAUUCAAACUAAUGCGACUCGCGCGACUUGCCCGUUUACCAAUUUCCUUGAGUCCCACACGGUUUUGAAAUCGUGUUACUACAUGGUGAAGUUUAUCUCUCGUUGAAAUAGUAUAGCAGCAAGCGCGCGCUCCGUCAUGGUGCGCUCGGGAGCCCGCCGACGCCGAAUGCCUUGCUUCGGGCGCUGGGCGGGGCAGCUGAAGGACGACACGCAGAGUACAUGGCUCCUGGUGAGGGACUACCCAUCGAUCGUCGUAUGGCCGCUAGCGCUGCUGGCGCUCGUGCUCGGCCUAGGCCUGUGGGUGGUGCUGCACGCGAGCGACGUGGAGAGCGAUGGGGCCAAGCGCCUGUCCCAGUGCCUGGACAGCCUACAAGCGGCCGGCGGCGGCGGCGGCGACGGCGGCGGCGGCGGCGGCGGCGGCGGCGGCGGCGGCGGCGGCGGCGGCACCAGUGCCAACUCGACGCUGUACGACGGAAUGACGGCCGCGGUGGUGGUGCUGGCGGCGGCGGUGGCUUGGUCGCUGUUUGUGGGGCUCAUUGCCAGGCGCCGGCACCGGCUGCUGCUGGAGGCCGUGGUGCCGCCCGACGUGCUGCACGGCGCCGCGCCGGGCGGCACCAGGAGCAGCAGACACACAGGCACGGUGGCGGAGGUGGCGCUGGAGCUGUGCGGGGCGGUGCUGGCGGGUCGGCUGCCGGCGGCGGCGGAUGCGGCGUGGGUGCAGGCGGCGCUGCUGCGCGGCCGAGACGUGUACGGCGUGUCAGUGAUGGGCCUGCAGGAGCAUCUGCGGGCGGCCAACCUAGACGGCGACGUGGCUCGGGAGCUGAUGCUGCAGUUGGGCCAGUCGGUUGACCUCGGCGCCGCCAGCAGCCGUUUUGGUGGCGGCGGUGGUCCGUACGACUCUAGUGAUGGCGACGGUCUGUACGAAGAUUCAGGCGGCUGGUACGAAGAAGACGAAGAGACCAGUGGCGGCGGCAAGGGCGGCGUGCUGGGGCUGGGCGCCAGCUGGUUUGGCAGGGUGCUCGGCAGACGUGGCGGCGGUGGCGGCGGCAAGGAGCCGUCGGUGCAGGAAGGCCACACGGCGCACAUUGGGGCGCACAGCCGGGGCGGCGCAAGUGCAGCGGCGGCGGCCGCCGCCGCCGCCGCCGCCAUGGGCGCCGGUGGCGGCUUGGGAACGGCGAGUGUGGCGAGCGAUGAUGACGGGUACGGCACGAUUACGGCGGCUCUGACUUACAUCCUGAUGCCGCGCCUGCCGUACCACGCGUCGGAGGGGCCGCACGGUAAUGAGCAAGGUGUCGGCGGCACCGGCGUUGGUGGGCGGGACCGCCGUGCGUCUGUGCGGCUGGAGGGUGCGGCGGACUGUGGGGUUGACCGCGAGAGCCCGCACGGCGGCGGCGGCGGCUUGGGCAGCAGUACGGCAGGCGCCGGGGGCGGCCUGGGUGUACGGCUCAGGUCGUUCCUGCGGCCGUCGCUCAGCGCCGCCGCCACUGCCGUACAACAGCUCGGCAGUUCGCUCAGCUUCUCCGCAGGCCGCCGCGCCAGCGUCGAGGCCGUUGGCCUGCGCCCUGCCGCUGCAGCCGGCGGCGGUGGAGGCGGCGCCGUCACGCCGGGUGGCGGGCAAUGGGCGCUGUCUCCGCUGCCGCGCACUGGCAGUCUCGCACGCAACAUGCGUCGCUCAGUGGAUGUGCUGACGCCCGCCGCCAACCUGCUCGGCGGCGGGCCCGGCCUGUCGCCGGCGGCGCCGCCGGAUGGCGGCUCCAGCUUUGGCGGCGCCGCUGCCGUCAGUGCCGGCGGCGGCGGCGGGCACACGCCGACGUCAUCACGCUUCUUCCGCCGCCCACGCUCAACCGCGACUCUGUCCGACAUGCCGUCGUCAAUGGCAACAGCCGUGGCGGCGGCACCGGCGGGGUCGUCUCGCACCGGCAUGAUGAGCCCCUUCAGCGGCGGCACCACUGCCGCCGCCGCCGGCCCGCAACCGCACGCGCCGGCCAGCGCCCCCGACGCCGUCCUGCUCUCCGUGACGUCACCGCCGCUGACCGCAAACACGGAGCACGUGGGCAGCACUACGGAGAUAAGCAUCGGCGGCGGCGGCGGCGGCAAAGGUGGCGGCGGCGGCGGCGGCGGCCCCGGUACGUCGGUAACCCGCGCCUCCAGCAACGACACCGGCGGCGCCGUCAGCUCCCAUACCCUGGCGACGCUGAUGCUGCACUCCGCCGGCGGCAACCGCGGCGGCGGUGGCGGCGGCGGCGCGCGCGGCAGCCCCUAUGGUGGCACCGGCAGUGGCGCGCCGCCGAUGCUGCCGCCGCCGCCGCCGCCGCCGCCGCCGUCGGCGCUGCUGACGCCUGGAGCGCGUCGCGGCUCGGUCGGCGGCGUGAACUUCAGCAUCGCCUCGCCCGUCGACGUCAGUGCUAUGGCGGGCUCUAGCAGCGGCGCCGCCGCCGCUGGCAGUAAAACCGCCGCCGCCGCUGGCAGUACAACCGCCGCCGCCUUUGCGGCCUCCCAACAGGCUGGGCUGCGCGGCAACGCCAGUGGACGCGUCAGGUGCUCCAGCACACUGCUCACAGACGACGACUCGCCGCCGUCCGUGUCGGUGUCACGAUGGGCGAGCACCGCCGCCAUGCGACACGCUGGCGAGUCCGACGACAACAACGUCGGUGCUGGCGGCGGUGGUGUCGCCCACAGCGGCAGCGCUGGCGAGAUGGCGGUAACGCGCCGCGCCGCGUCCGCUGCACACCUCCUGGGUAACCUGCUGGCGCCGGCCGUGUUGAAGCAGCCGAGCUUGACGCCGGGGUCGGGCUCGCCGUUCCAAACGGCAGUUGCGCCGGAACCCACGCCUGGCGGCGUCGGCGGCGGCGACGGCAACGGUGCUGGCGGCGGCGGCGGCGGCGGCGGACAGCCGCAAUUGCGGGCGCCCAGCAGCCGCCGCAUGAGUUUCAGCAUCAUGCGCGGCGUCAAGAGCGCGCGCCACCUGUUCCAAGGCGCUGACCCGGCGCAGGCGGACGGCUCGGCGGCGGCGGCUGGGGCGGAGGCGAGCCGCCACGGCACGACGCCCUCACAGCAUCCACCGCACGCGUCGCAUGGCCACCCCGGCCACGGGCCGGCGAACCCGCACGCGCAGCAGCAGGCGUUGCUGGCGGCGGCGGCAACGGCGGCAGCGGCGGCUCCGCCGCCGCCGGCCAUGAUUGAUUCGGUGGAGCGGCUGUUGGCGCGUGCCGACGGUUGGCAGUUCGACACGUGGGCGCUGAAGGAGGCCACCGGCGGUUGGCCGUUGAGCGCGCUGGGGUUCUACCUGUUGCAGAGGAGUGGGCUGGUGCGGCGGUUCGGCCUCAAGCCGCCGGUGCUGGUCAGGGCUUUGCGCAAGGUGGAGGAGGGUUACGUUGACAACCCCUACCACAGCGCCACACACGCCGCGGACGUGCUGCAGACGAUGCACGUGGUCAUCCACGGAGCGCAGCUGCAGGUGCACUACCUGGACCCGCUGGGGCUGCUUGCGGUGUACUGGGCGGCGAUCGUGCAUGACUACGCGCACCCCGGCCUCACAGCUGACUUCCUUGUUGCCACCUCGCACCCGCUCGCACUCACCUACAAUGACCGCUCGCCGCUGGAGAACCACCACGCCGCCGCCUCCUUCGCAGUGCUGCGCCGCCCCGGACUGGAUGUGUGGGCGCCGCUGAGCGCCGAGCAGCGCAAGAGCCUGCGCAAGACGGUGAUCGACUUAGUGCUUGCCACCGACAUGAAACAGCACUUCUCGCUGCUGUCGCAAUUCAACACCGUCCACCGCCUGGCCGCAUUCCAGCUGGAGAAAAGCACCGGUGGUCCGGCGGCGGCGCCAGGCCCGGCAGGCAGCAGUGGCGGUGGCGGCGGCGCGGGUGGCAUGAGCAGCGGCCCCAAUGGCCGCGGCUCUGGCAACAGCGGGCCUUUUGGGUCUGCCGGCGGCGGCGUUCGGCUGCGGGUGCUGGGGUCGCAUGACAUCAUGCGUUCGCAGGACGUCAUGGACGGUGACCUGGCCAUGUACCGCAACAACGGCCCCAUGCACGCCGCCCGCCUACGCAACAACGGCAUGCUGGAUCUGUCCGACGUGGCCGUGACUUUCGUGGAGGGGGCAGCAGCAGCCGCAGGAGCGGGGGCGGGAGCGGGAGCGGGGCCUGGUGACGCCGCCACCGCGGCUCUGCUGCGACUGACGGCUCCACGGCCCGCGGACGAGACGGAGCGGCUUCUCAGCCUGCAGCUCGCGCUCAAGGUCGCGGACCUGGGCCACCUAGGCGAGGCGCUCGCAGUGCACGAACGAUGGCUGUCGGGCCUGGAGGAGGAGUUCUUCCGCCAGGGCGACAAGGAGAAGGAAUUGGGCCUCCCCAUCAGCCCUUUGUUUGACCGCACCAAGCAGGGCGUCAGCAAGGGCCAGGUGGGCUUCUACGAGUUCGUUGCGCUGCCCCUGGCGCACGCGCUCGCCUCCGCCUUCCCUGGGGCGUUGCCGCUCUUCAGCUGCUUCAUCGCAAACUACAACCACUGGCGCGUGGUGGAUGGGCAGCGGCCGGUCGCCAUGCCGGCGCUGCCCGCAGCCGCCAUCAAGAAGAAGUCGCAUGGAGGCGCCGGAGGUGGAGGUGGUGGGGGCCUUGGCGCGGGCGGCAGCGGCAUGAGCAAUGCUGCGCUGAAGGUGGCGUAUGCUACCCAAGGCGCGCCGGGUGGCGGCGGCAUGGAGGGAGGGCGCAAGACCCGCAAACCCGUGCGCCGAAGCAAAAGCGUGGCAGGCUUGUAGGCUGCGCAGAUUGUGGUCAGCAGCCGUGUUGUGCGCGGGCCGUGAUCGCGUGCUGAUUGCGUUGGUAAGAAAGGUGUUGGGUUUCUUGGGCUGCUGUCACUGCUAGAGAUGCCAGAACUAGAGGGGCGCGGCUUGGCUGGCAGGCAAGGCGAUUGGAGCCGGGCUGCGCUGCGGCAGAACUAAGGAUGGCUGGCUGGCUGGCUGGCUGGCUGGCUGGCUGGCUGCUGGCACACAUGAAGAACGAUUCUUGUGGGAUUGUGGGAUUUGGGUUGGGGCGCCAGAAGGCCCAGCCAACAUACGGUACUGCACGGCGUGGUACACAGCCUUGAAGGCUGGGGAACGAUUUGGAUCUAACGCACCGUCAGCUGGGUCAGGCAGGGUCAAGGCGGCUACUGAGAGGUAUGGGCGAUUGGGUGCUGCAAAUGUGUGGUAUCUGGACAUGACGGAUCUGGUCUACGUACGCAUUCGUUUCCACAACACUCGUCAUUGACGGAUGGCGCGGAGUAAUGUUUGAUACGCGAUUUUGGCAACGGGAGUCCGCUGGACCAACUACCCCUGCUGGACUGGGUUUGAUUUGCUUUCAUAAAUGGGAGUGUUAUCACGAGGUUGUCGGAGUGCUGAGCGGCGGGGUGCAAUCCAUUGGCACAGCCUUGGUCUAUGGCAUGUGCAUGGGCAUUGUUCUCCGGCCUAGUAUGAUCACGAUAGUAGCAUUUCUUUGCAUCAUGCACAUAAGCCGGGGCCGGCGAUGUCCUUUAUCCGUAGACGGACAAGCAAUUACAUGGACUUGGGAGGGCUGCCACCGCCCGCUGGACUCUGGUACGAUAUCCUGAUGGAGGUUGCAAGAGGCUAUGUACGGCACGGCUGUACCGCCGCACAACUGAUGAGCGGCAGGCAUUGGUCGGGCUGAGCCUUUCAUGGAGAACGGAGUGAAGGGGGGCGGGGGCGUUGAAGGCAGUAGUGGUAUACCGUACUGGUAUGACCUGGAAUGAGGAGUGGACGUGGGUUUGCAUGCAAGGGAAAAAUGGGCUGAGCCCACGACACAUUUCCAGGCACAAGAGCAAAACCAUAAUAACAAGCUAGCGGCCGAAUCCAUGCAGUGAUCGCGCGCACGGCGGCCGAGAUGUCAUCAAGAGGAUGGGGAGGAUGGGAAAUGCAGUCUGUACCUUAUUUUGGGCUGGACACCAGGUAUGCAAUUCAUGUGUAUCAAUCGAUGCCGGCAUUCAUAACAUUGUGUCAAUAACUAGUUGGGAAUCUUGGGAUUGCUUGAAGCGAUGUUAUAGUGCCGCAUGCAGGUGCUUACUUGCGCAUGUGUGCAUGUCGGCUCGCGAGCGGGCAUGUGGGCUGGCGGGCGGGCAUGUGGGCUGGCGGGCUGGCGUGCUUGCAUACACGUUUGCGCUGCAAGACUCCAUGGGUUGGCAAGAGCAUGCGACCCUGAGCCCUUACUUUGAAUAGCUAGCAGGCAGGGUGCGGAUUGAGGGUUGCUGUUAGUUGCGGCAGCACAACACCUGUGGGCGUGCACUGUUUCCGUGUUCCGCCCACAUCACGGGAUGUACAACAAUCCUUCUGUCAGAGUGUCUUGGUGCAAAGGUCCCUGAGGAACGUCAAUGGCGGAGGGGUCUGUGCGUGUUUGGUGGUACUUGGAAGACAAGAAGGACGUUCCGUUUUGAUGAGUGGGAGGGGCGAGACGGACAGGUGGUGUAGGCAUGGUUCUUGAGUGGAAAGGUCGGCCCAUCCAUACAAGGCAUGUAUGGUGACCGCGCACUACUGCCAGGGGGAGCAGUCGGAGGAGCCGACGUACACGAAGGUGGCCCAAGAGGUGAAUUGGUCAACCCAGCCACGCCACACCCGGCGGCAUGUUGCACACAAGCGACCUCCAAAACAACCGCCACUCCGUCCAGCCCCGCACAAGGCUCCACCCACGCUGCACGUACACUUGUAUCUUAUGCUAGCCACUGCCCCUGACUAUCACAGGAUCGCUAACUCAGUAAGCGAUUUGACUCGUCCUUACGGCAGAAGGGACCCGGGUACGAAUCCGGAUAAAAAGCCCAAUUAUGCAAAAGGCGAAAGAUUGGUGUGAAACCGAUUGGUGAUCCCACGAAUGAAGGUAAUUGCCCAUAGCGGCAAUUGCGGGCUUAUGCCCGCUGCAACCUAGAAAGGUCGUGGUGCAGAAGUCCGAUUUAGUGGCGAGGUCCAAGGUUCAAGACAAGGCUCACUAUCCAAGGCUCGAGGAGGAGCGCCAUGGCUCCUCGGUUUGCAUGAACUGGCAGUGCUCCACUACUAUAACGCGGCGCUUCCCUAGCUCGAUAUGCUAGGUGUGCAGGCUUGGAUGUAGUGGACUUUGAAGAGCGGCCUAGGACUUGGAGGUUGUAGUUUCGGAGGUUGUGACUCUUUCGUGGUGAGGCGUCAGCGUGAGGGGGGCGGGCCAGUGUUUCCAAAAGCUUAUACAAGGUAUUAGCGUUAUAGUACCCCACGGGUACCUGCCUGCUCAAGACAUUUUACUUCCAGUACCCGGGGGCCGAAGGCCCCGUCUCCCCUUCGUAGGGGGGGUUCGGGCGGGCGGAAGCCCCCCCCAAAAUU
This is a messenger RNA of Chlamydomonas reinhardtii, 7465 nucleotides long. RefSeq lists its product as uncharacterized. Gene Ontology annotation, molecular function: 3',5'-cyclic-nucleotide phosphodiesterase activity. Lineage: Eukaryota; Viridiplantae; Chlorophyta; Chlorophyceae; Chlamydomonadales; Chlamydomonadaceae. Bases 272 to 4888 code for a protein of 1538 amino acids. The transcript has 17 exons. The record is from RefSeq and is a predicted model, not a curated record. Gene Ontology annotation, biological process: signal transduction.